UGGACCACCAAAGCAGUAGAGUUAUAUAGGGGUAUUAUACGACGAAAAAGUAAUUAAAGUAGGUAGUGGGAGUAUUUUUGCCAAAAACUAUAUAUCAUCAAACCGCCCCGAGGACAUAUCUAACGUGUCUUUUAAUGCUCCGAAAAAUAAUCGAAUAAUACUUUUUUUCUCUUCCAUACGAAGGUUAUAAUUACGUACGGGAUGACAUCAAGAGACGUUCAUUUUUGUUGUAUUCCAUAUGAAAAAAAUAUCAUUAGCGGUCGACAAGAAAAAAAUAAAAUAAAAUAUAUAGGAGGACGAUUACAAAGAGGCCUGUCCAAUUAGCGUCUACGUUCCGAGGAUACGACCGAUAAUAUCGUCCGAGGGUCGACAGUUUCAGCUGCAUUCCACAGACAUUAACAUCUUUCGACCUGACGUUUCAAUACUAAUUAUCAUACUAAUAAAAUAGCAUUAUAAAAACGGAGGAGAAAAUACCAAUAGAGAGGUUGGUACAACCCAUACGCAGUUGACGAUGGACAUCACUAUAGUCACUACUACGUCGUUAAACGAUCGCAAUAAUUUUUAUUUUGAAUCACUGACUGAAAUUGAACAAGCCCCUCCAAAAUUAACAAGCAAUCAAAAAAUUGAUAUCAAACAGACGUGGCUCUGCGUCGUAGACUUGUUGCCUUUGGUGUAUGAUGGCACUAGUGAUGAAGCGGAGACACGUGUCAAGGUGUGCGGACAGUACCCGUUGAAGGCGAUCGGUGAACGCAAUCAGAAUUUGCUGUCGGAAGCCGCGCACCUGAACGCGACCAUUUCGUGUCCGGCCGGACUGAGUCGGAUUGGGUCGACUACGCCAAACAACGUGCUGAACAUCACCAUGCAUGGCCUGUACAAUCCAUCGUUGAGCGGCCAUCGGCGUCACACUCACGGCCCGGACACCACGUGUUCGGCCAUAUUGCACGUACCCUCGGCCAUCGACUCGGAAAUCCAUAGCUCUGUAUUUGAGCGUGGAACAUACACGGACGUAACAAGGGACGUAAACGAUCUGCGAUGGUUCAGCUUGGAUAACAUGCCAGCAACCGUAUCCACCACGGGUCAGAGGUUUGAGGAAUACAAUGGUGUAGAUGUGAAUUCGGCAAAAAUUCCCAAUCCAAAAGACGUACUGUUCAAAGGGCCCAGAUUCGAAUGGAAUCUAUGGAACCGAUUUCUCUUGAACGAAAUAUCGUCGUAUGCAUUACAAGACUUCAUUUUCAAACAAAGAUAUCUACUUGUCACAUUUGUAUUUAACGAAAACAACCCCAUGAUGGUUAACAAUACUAAUAAAUUGUCCACGCGGGCAUCAAAUACCUCAUCAAAUGCGAGCAACAAGAAUGAAGUUGUAUUUGUAGCCUUUUUGGACUUGUCGAUGUUGCUACAGCCAAACUGCACUGCAAUAAGAUGUUUGUCCAUCGUUCAUAAUAUUGACGUAGAAAUUGUAAAACAAAACGAAUUGUCAUUCAAAAACUUUGACCUUGGUAAACUUAUAAAGACAAAUAUCGAAGAAGAUUUGAAAAAGUCUAGAUCUAGAAUACCAGCGCUAGAAACGUCUGACAGGGGAGGAGUGACCAGUCAAAUAGCAACCGAAUGGACAUUUCCUUUUGUAGUCGUUGACAUUUCCGUGGCUUAUUCACUUUACGAUCAGUAUUUAAAAUAUUUAACAACAAGUCAGAUCACUCUGAUGCAGACGAAUCUUAUUCCUGAAAGCCCGCAAGAUGUAAUAUGUAACCAGUCAAAGUUAAAUAAGUAUCGAGAAACUUUAAAAAACAUCAUAGAAACGUUGAUAAAUAACUCGGAGACAAUUAAUGAUCAAAACAGUGUAGAAAGAUACGUUAACGAACUUAAAAUGUCUGGAACUUACGAGUCAAUGCAUUCGUCGUUGUUCGGCGAAAUCCAAUUGUAUAUUCGAGACAACCACGGAGGUCCAUUGAUAGGUGAAACGACUCAGAGUUUAGUAAAUCGUAUUUUCGCGGAUCUGGUGGACAAAAUGAAGAAAGCAGUGGAAUCGUUCGAGUUUCCGCAAUCUGACGGUGUUGAUAACUUAUUACAAUUUGAUCGUGUGAUCGUUUACGCCAGAGAAGCGGACGAGAUGGAACAGGCGGAACGUGCCAAAAUAUUUUACUUUGACAUUAUUUUUGUAUGCCGCAAUACAGUUGACCAUUCACGAGGACAACAACAAUGGCGAAAUCAUGUUGAAAUCUUUGAUAAUGAGUCACGGAGACUUCAGCGAAGUGUACGCCUUGCUCAGUGUUCACUAUUCAAUACUGAACAUGUAUGA
Metopolophium dirhodum (rose-grain aphid) is the source of this 2296-nucleotide messenger RNA. RefSeq lists its product as uncharacterized. Gene Ontology annotation, cellular component: extracellular exosome; motile cilium. Gene Ontology annotation, biological process: cilium assembly; cilium movement. The record is from RefSeq and is a predicted model, not a curated record. The coding region runs from base 512 to 2296 and encodes 594 amino acids. Lineage: Eukaryota; Metazoa; Arthropoda; Insecta; Hemiptera; Aphididae. The transcript has 13 exons.